Messenger RNA from Xiphophorus couchianus (Monterrey platyfish), 8348 nucleotides. RefSeq names its product axin 1 (gene axin1). The record is from RefSeq and is a predicted model, not a curated record. Gene Ontology annotation, molecular function: identical protein binding; beta-catenin binding; protein kinase binding. The transcript has 12 exons. Gene Ontology annotation, cellular component: nucleus; plasma membrane; beta-catenin destruction complex. The coding region runs from base 3260 to 5812 and encodes 850 amino acids. NCBI's taxonomy places the organism in Eukaryota, Metazoa, Chordata, Actinopteri, Cyprinodontiformes, Poeciliidae. Gene Ontology annotation, biological process: positive regulation of protein kinase activity; positive regulation of proteasomal ubiquitin-dependent protein catabolic process; negative regulation of canonical Wnt signaling pathway.
UGGGAUACCCAAGAAAUACUGUGAAAAAUAAAUGUGGUUGCUUAAUCUGCUGCUUGGAAAAAGACAACAGCCAGUCCAGCAUGUUCAAGCCGCCCCCCUGCUGGGCGGCCCAUGAGCCCGUCGAUAUGCUGGUUUGAUGUUGGAUGGAAAAUUAGAACCCCCCACAACAAACGGAGGGCUGGAACAGAGAGACUGGAACAGAGACAGAGAGGAUAGAAAGAGAACAACCAUCGACAGAUGGACUCUGUUGUGAUUAAAGAUGGCGUCAGUCUUCACUGCAGACUACGAAGGACUGUAUCCGAUCAGUAAAGAAGUGGUGGGAGUUGUCUGUGGUUCAGCUCAUCAGAACCACGAAGAACACAGUGUGGUACAUCAGCAGGAAGAAUUGGACUGCACAGAUAGACUCACACAGCAAUAUUCUACUCCAGUCAGUUCGUUCCUUUUGUGGGAAAUUAGACUGGCUUUCUUAUUAUUGCAGGAUAAUGCAUUAAAUAAGCUUACAAUGGAAUCGACAAUGAUAGGAUUCAGACCUGGAGGAAGCAUGAGGAUGACAAUCAAACACAAGGUAAAACAUUUACACUCAAAUCAGAAUUUUCUCUAUUGUCAUUGUAGGAACAUUUAAUCAAACUGUAAACACACAAAGAACCACAUUGAGUCAUACUGGUAAAAGAUUUAUCUUUUGUUUCUUUUGAGAUAAAGUUCUUUAAAGUUGACUCGGUGCUGCACAGAUUGACUCUUGAGAUUAUUUGCCUUAUUUCCUUUCUUAAAUGAUGUAGUUUAGUACCAGUCAGAUGGCUGUCGUGUUGCAAUAGGUGAAAAUGUGAUGUGUGUGUGUGUGUCUUUAGCCUGGAGGAAGCUGUAACAAUAGGAUACUUUUCAUGAUUCCUAUUGCUUGUAUAAAUAUUUAAAAUCCUGUGCACAGCUCACACUGUAACAUGUUUCCAGGUGUGAGCAGGCAUUGCAGUUGAUGUGAUGAGAUGGAGUGUGAAAUGUGGACUCCUGUUCACGCUGCUCUUUUUAAGUCGUUCCACUGAAUAAUGUGAUCUGAGAUGUUUUCAUGGUUUUGUGAUGUUUCAUCAGCCUUUCAUGUUGGAUUCAGUAAAACGAUUUGACUGCUUGGUGCCUGCCUGAUAUCAAAGAACAGAAACAGCCUUCUAAUCCUGCAUUUGCUCUUCUUGUCUUUGUAUUAUAAAGUCAUCGCAGUAAUGACAAGUGCAUCUAAGAAGCCCGGCAAUAUUUUAAAACCUACUGUGGAACUGAAACAGUCGUUCAAAUUGUGCCUUCCUCUAAAGCUGGUUCCCAUGUAAACCAAUUAUUGUAGUGUUGUGUGAUUCUUUCUCUUUCAAGUGUGCCAAUAUCUAUUUUAAUGGCAUAAAGUGGAUACAAAUUUGUCACUACUUAGUGUUGUUUUUAAGACUAUAACACAACAUGUAAAGGAAAUGUUUUUAGAAUAUGUCAUUUUUUGUGGAUAAUGCGAGCUGGAUAAAAAAACAGCUCUGCUUUGUUUUGAUGUUUGUAAUACAUUAAUAGCAGUGUAGGGUUUUAUAUUGUUUGCAUUUGAGAUGGUCAUUUAGAAAACUUGUGAUUUGUUUUCUGCAACCUUCUCUAUUAUUGACCCAGCACACAUUGCAAAUUGAAAUGAAAGCAAAUUGUCUAUUAGAUUAGUCUUUUUGAAUCUCUAGAUUUACAUUUCCUUGUUGAAAAAAGUUUGACAAAGGGAGCUUGAUUGCAGCACGUAACAGGAAAGGAGACUGAAGGGAUCAAGGCACCUUUGAAAGAUGUAAUCGGUGAAGUUAUCUCAUGCAGGUCGUGGCUUGAAUGAACAUUUGAAUGUUCAUUCAAACUGCUGUCCAAACUGUCCAGCAGUUUGAAACAAAUUGCUGUCCAACCUGUUUGGCCAACCCCCCUCAAAAAAACAAAACAAAACAUAUUUUCAUGUUAGUGCUUCACUUGCAGCAGUAAAAAGGCAAGAAUUCACAUUACAUCUUAUUAAUGUAACAUUUCAACACGUUACACAAAUGACAAUUAUAUUUUAGAUCAAAUAUAGACUGAAUACUGCCACUUCUCAUUAUUUUCACAUGAAGAUAUUUCAAGAAUAGAUUUAAUUUAAUAUUAAUUUGUAGUUUUAACAGCAAAUGUCACUUAACCAGGUAAAUGGCUGUGAUAGAAUCAAAAUAGAUCCAAAUUUAAUUCAGACAUUUUCAAAUUUAUGAUAUGUCUGAAAAAAUAUAAUCAUAAAGUCAACAUGAUAUAAGUCAGAUUCAGAUCAAACUAGGUAAUUCAGCCAAUUCAAAUUGCAUUACAAUACAGACAAUUUUUGAUGCCAGUUAUCACUCAGACCCCACGGAUUACUGAUCCCCUCAUCCUGAGAUUAAUUUAUUCUGAUAACAAAAAAGGUUAUAUGUCAUUCGUUGAAUGUCUCUUUUUUUAAUUGAGCUAUUUUUGUGUUAAGUGGUUAUGACCUUUUAUAGACUUUAUCGCUUAGGUUCAUAAACUGUUCAGGUUAAAAAUGUUCCAGCCAUCCUGACGUUUUGCCUACAUACAUGGGCUUGAGAUUGUUAACAAUUCUUUUAAUGCUGAUUUAUUCUGGCAUUCAACCUUUUUAGGACUUUUGCCAACAUACCUGCAUGUAGAUUACAAUCUUCAGAGUUAGAAAGUUAUGAGGGAACUCUGACAAAGACUGUGUAUUUUUGUUGCAUUUUAUGAAAAAUUUAGUUUGAACUAAAACUAAGCUCUGUGUGCUCUUUUUGUCUUUAAAGGACAAAAAGUAGCAUUUUAAUACUUGCAGAUUGAUUCACAACAUUUUCACUUGUAAGUGGUAUUUUAAUAAUAUUUGAAAAUUAGUUUAUAACAGCUUUUCUUGCACUUUUGAUUGUGUUCUCUAUUCAUGUAGAAAUGCUAGUUUUAACACUAAAAGCCAGAGAGUGAAAGAAAAGGGGGAAAUAAGUGUACCACAUGUAGCAGAACAUUUCAGAGGCAGUUUGUGCAGUGAACAGGCGAGGCGCUGUGCAUGCUCUGCUGUGCAGCCUCAGCUCCGCACAGACAUGAGAGACAGCCACGGAGAGGAGAGCGGACUGUCCUCUUUGUUGUUGGUAAAGUCCUGCGCGUCCUAACCAUGACACCGCGGGCAGAAACUGGUGUCGCUCCAGCUGCCCGAUGCGCACCGAAGCGGCCGGAGGAUCUCCACCGGAGCUUUUUCAGAGAAGCAUAACUAGAAUACUGGAUCCAACAGUUGUGCAGUGUGGGCACUGCAGGGUUCAUGGAUGCUGGGACUAUGAGCAUCAGCGACCAAAGGGGCUUCAUCUCCAACCUGGGAGGCAGCUUCACUGAGGAUGCUCCCAGACCUCCAGUUCCCGGGGAGGAAGGAGAGCUGUUGUGCGGUGACAGUCGCCAGCACGGCAACCUCACCUUCUCCUCCAAGAAUGAGGGCGCCAAAUGUGAGGCGUCUGUGGCCACGCCCAGGCGGUCAGACCUGGAUCUGGGCUACGAGCCAGAGGGCAGUGCUUCUCCAACACCACCCUACUUAAAAUGGGCAGAGUCCCUUCAUUCUCUCCUGGAUGACCAGGAUGGCAUCCUUCUGUUCGGGAAAUUUCUCAGGCAAGAGGACUGUGCGGACAUGCUGGACUUCUGGUUUGCAUGCAGUGGCUUUCGCAAACUGGAAGCCAGCGAGGCGAACGAGGAGAAGAAAGUAAAGCUGGCGAAAGCCAUCUAUAAAAAGUACAUCCAGGACAACAAUGGAAUUGUCUCCAGACAAAUCAAACCAGCUACCAAGUCUUUCAUCAAAGAUUGUUUGAUGAGGCUUCACAUUGAUCCUGCGAUGUUUGACCAGGCUCAGACUGAGAUACAGAGCAGGAUGGAGGAAAACACUUAUCCUUUGUUCCUUAAAUCUGACAUAUAUUUGGAAUACACAUGGACAGGAGGAGAGAGCCCCAAGCUGUGCAGCGACCGAAGCUCUGUUUCUGGGAAUGAAAAGGGACUGACAGGGUAUUUACCAACUCUAAAUGAAUAUGAGGGGCCAGAGGAGACUGAGCGUGACCUGACCCCAAGCAGCCAGCUCACUCAGAAGCUGUUGAUGGAGACGGUACCGCAGCAAGCUGCCAGCAGUGCAAAAUUCCAGGACAGCCAGGAGUACAGGCAUGGCCCGUGUCGAGAAUCCAUCAACUCGUACUACGUCAACAUUGGUCAUGUUCUGGCCCCAGCCACCAGUGCCAAUGACAGUGAGCAGCAGAGCAUAUCCAGUGACGCAGAGACACUUUCGCUCACAGACAGCAGUGUAAAUGGUGUUCCACCGUACCGAUACCGCAAACAGCAUCGCCGGGAGAUGCAUGAGAGUGCCAAAGCAAAUGGGCGAGUGCCACUACCUCAUUUUCCACGCACAAACCGGAUUCCAAAGGACAUACACGUGGAGCCGGAGAGGUUCGCUGCAGAGCUGAUCAAGAGGCUGGAGGGCGUCCUGAGGGAGAGGGAGGCUGAGGAGAAACUGGAGGAGAGGCUGAAAAGAGUGCGACUGCAGGAAGAAGGAGAUGAAGUGUCCUCGCCCUCAUCAUUACCCAGUCAAAGAUUCCCCCCUAGUGCUUAUUCACUGAAUUACAACCCCCGCUAUGCUGACAUCACAUACAGCAGUCCUUUUGUCCAAGAUGCUCACGAGGAAAACCCAGAGAGUAUCCUGGACGACCACGUCCAGCGGGUCAUGAAGACGCCCAUCUGCGAGUCUCCAGGAACCGGGCGCCACUCCCCCAAGUCGCGCUCUCCAGAUGGUUUCUCAGGGGUGAGAGGGGUGGCACAAUCAGGUCAGGGGAAACAUUCAGCCAGACACGGUUUGAAAGGAGAGACGAGCCAUGGGUACCACCACAAAUAUGUGCCUCACAGUCACACGACUGCGGUGGACCCUGAAGGGGCCACGCGUACACACGGCAACCCCUCCUGGAACCUGGAGACGAGCUGUUAUGGCUCAAAAUCUCGAAGCUAUGCAGAUGGCAUGACAUCUAACCCUGUGGAGCACAUAGGCUACGGCAGCAAAACUGGCCCGCAGUGUAAAAGGGCGUUCAAGAGAGGUGAAGAGGCGAGAGCUUAUGAUGUGCCAUGGCCUGCGGAGGAAGUGGAGAAAAAACAAAAAAUCCUGUUGUGGCUGAUGGAGGGACAGAAAGAAAUGGCUCAACAAAAAAGAAGCCCACAUGGGAGUGUCAGUGGGUCCAAGAGGACUGCGAACCAUGAGGGAUCUCGCCUCGGCUCCUCAGACAGAUCAGGGUCCAUGCAUUCAUGCCUCAGCGGUCAAGGGCGCAGCAACGUGCAGCCGUUUCACCCAUUCAUCCAGGACCCUACUAUGCCUCCUAACCCGGCUCCCAGCCCCCUCAUCCAACUGGAGGAAGUUUGUCGACGGCUUGAAGAGGAAAAGCUGAAGUCUGGAUCUCUGCAGCCCAAGCAGAGGUAUGUGAUGGAGGUGAUCCAAAGGGGUCGCGCAGCAGUCAGGCCUGCACCGGUCCCUCUGCUCAACGUGGUGCCCGCCGUUUCAGACAGCGAGCUCUCCGAGCCAGAACAUAAAGCCACUAAAAAGCAAUCAUGUGAGAAUAUUACUGUGGCCUACUACUUUUGCGAGGAGCUGAUACCGUACAGGACGUCUGUCAGAGGGAGGGUUGUCACAUUGGGCCAGUUCAAAGAACUUCUUACAAAGAAAGGAAACUACAGAUAUUAUUUCAAGAAGGUGAGCGAUGAGUUUGACUGUGGGGUGGUGUUCGAAGAGAUACGCGAGGAUGACGCCGUCUUGCCCAUCUUCGAGGAAAAGAUCAUCGGGAAAAUUGAAAAGGUUGACUGAUGUGAACGCCGAAGGGGAAAAAGGCAAAGCUGAAGUGGAGAGCAGAAGCUGAAGGUGAAAAGGAAGUGAGAAACAGAGAUCAGAGGAAAGUGAGACAGCAGGGAUGGUUAAGAAGUGCUGAACAGAAGACCUCAUUCACAUUUUUUGGAGUUCGAUGUAGCAUUGUAAAGUUUUCUAGACAGAUGAAGAACAAAAGGACUCCUGAAGCUGCAUAUUUUUGAUAAAGAUAGAUCAGAGGAAGCCUUUCCUAAAGUAGCAGCACUUCCAAUUUUUUAAAUGUCCAGAUGCCAGAUAUGUACAGUUUGUGUUAAAAGGGUAAUCACUUUUUUAUUAUUAUUAUUGUAUUUCAUCUACUUAAAAUGAAAUGGUUGAGUUUUAUUAAAAUGAUUCUCGGGUUAAAGUUGAUAGAAAAUCCUUUUCAAAGCCGACAUUUUUUCUUUUUUUUUGGCUUGAAUGUUUGUGAUCUUCUAAGUGCUUUUAUAUGUUAUCAGAACUUUAUUUUGAUAGGCUGCUUGUUUAUCCACAUGUUGUGAACACGUUUUCUCAGUUGAGGUUUCCUUAAUCUUACAGAUGGACUCCUCAGAAUCUUUUGGCACAGUUUGGAAGGUUUAAUGUCAUUUAAGAUAUUUAAUAGACAAUGAGAGUAAUUUCAUAUCAAAUUAAUCUAUUUAUUACAAGAAUAUCAGAACUGACUCAUUUUGUGUGAAAUAUUUCUGGUGUUCCUGGUUUGGUGUACACUGACUGGCAAUAAAGCUAGCACCAUUUUUAGGUGACUAGAUUUAUUUAUUUUUUUGCCCAAUAGCAACUAAAAGUAACAAAAGAAAUGUGAUGCAAUAAUUUCAAACUAAAAAGAAAAAUUGGAAUCCAAAUGUGAAUCUAUGCAAAAUUAUCACAAAAAGUAUUUGCCUCUUGGCAUAUUUCUUCUAAUUUUUCCCUUUUGGUCACUUUCCUUCAGAUCAUCAAAGAAAUUUGAAAGCACAACCACAGUAGAGACAAAAUGUUUUCAAAUUAUUUAUGUAAGAAACAAAAGCUCUCCAAACCAAUAUGGCGCCCUAUGCGCGGAAGCGUAAUUACCCUACAAACAUUAUAACUGGUUGUGUGACUCUUGCCAGCAAAAACUACCAUCAGUCUUUUAACUAGUAGAGAUUCUUUUAAAUAUUUUUUUGAAUCUUUGAAUAUGUAGUUACUAUUGAAUAAUAUUUUAUGCUUAAACAUUUUCAUGUUAAUGCUAUCUGUAAAACUAAAAAAGCAGCUAUUUUACUGGUAGGUUAUAAGAAGAAAAUCCCUGAAACUUUUGUUGUUUUUUUUUCCUCUUUUAUUUGCAUUUGACUUGCAGUCAGUAAUUGUCAUUAUGUUUUUUUUCCAAGAUUUCUUAAAGAAUGAACUCCAUCAUACAUAUGUUGUUGCAGUAUUUCUUUUAUUGCAACUUUAAACCUUGAAUAACUCUGUAGUCUGUAAAUCAAUGGAAAUGCAGGCUGAUUCCUAACUGGAAGCCUUCUCUGUGUGCCUGGCAGGAGUAUUUUGAUCUAUAUGUGAUAAACACAUUUUGCACCAAAGAAAAAAAAAGAUAUCCUUCCGAAUGACCCAUUUAAACGUCAUUUUACAGCAGCGCUUUAUGUCACAGUUGCUACUUUUUCGUAGUAGAAAACACACUGAAGAUCUAACCUGUUUUUAUGAUUGAGAUUUUCUUAUAAAUAUCAGCAAAGGACUGAAGAAACACUUGAUGAAGCUUGCAGAGUUACCGUUUUCCUUCUACUCGAUGAGUAAAAUGUCUCUGUCAUUUUACAUAGCCUACCAUCCUGGCCAUGUAAAGACAAUGCUAAGGAUAUUUUCUGCACUGAAAUGGCACAAAAACGAAUACUAAUGGCUCGGUGUCGGCCAAGUUUGCAAAGACAAAAUGGGGAUUCAAGGCCACCACAUUUGUUUGUUUUUUUAUUUCUUAUCAUUGCUCUGGACUCCAUAGUGAGAAAUGAGCCAUUGUAAGGAAGUGGAUUCUUAUGGCAAACAAGAACACUGGUAGACCAUGAAUGCAGAGUGCUGUAUGUGUUUUAUUGGAACACGGCAUGUUACAUUUUUUCUUUGUUUUUAAAGAUGCUGCUUUUUAGAUUACUAACUUAAAUCAAUUUAAUAUAUUUGUUGUUUAUUAGUGUCUAAUAAUUACUAAUAAUUUAUGUGGUUUCAACAUCCUCUGUUUGAGUUAUUUUUCAUCCCUUUGAAACAAAGAAUCUGUUCUGUAUGAGCUCAUCUCCUUAUUAAAUCAAUGUAAUGUAUACACUGAAUUACAGAGUGCCUUUAUUGCUGUGCUAAUGAUGUCUGCAGCCCAACGUGACACAAUUUCCUCCUUUGUUGAGAUUUUUUUCAUGUGAAUCACUUUUUUUCAACCUAUUUAUGUAAAUGUAAAUAUGUAGAAUCUAAGCUGUCAGCAGUAAGCAGCUCAGCCUUCACAUUUACUUUUUUUUUUUCUUGUUUUGUUCACUAAUUAGCAUGGUGACCAUUUUAAGGUACCAGAAUAAUAAAUUCAUGCAAUAUACCACUA